This is a messenger RNA of Cuscuta epithymum, 2197 nucleotides long. Lineage: Eukaryota; Viridiplantae; Streptophyta; Magnoliopsida; Solanales; Convolvulaceae. The record is from the annotation of a GenBank genome assembly.
AGGGGCUUGAUUUUGUGGUUUCGGAAGCAAGAAACUAUGGGGUUCGUUUGAUAUUGAGCUUUGUGAACAAUUGGAAUGACUUUGGAGGCAAAGCACAAUAUGCACAAUGGGCUAGGGAUGCAGGAGCACCGGUUUAUCAUGAUGAUGAUUUCUUUACUCAUCCUGUCCCUAUAGAGUAUUACAAAAACCAUAUCGAGAAAAUUGUAACAAGAAUCAAUACCAUUACUGAAGUUGCUUACAAGGAUGAUCCAACUAUCAUGGCUUGGGAGCUAAUGAAUGAGCCACGUUGCCAAGCCGAUUACUCUGGCAAAACCGUUAAUGCAUGGGUUGAAGAAAUUGCAAGCUUUGUGAAGUCAAUAGAUAACAAACAUCUCCUAGAAAUAGGCAUGGAAGGAUUUUAUGGAGAUUCUAUAGAGGAAAGGAAGCAAUACAACCCUGGUUACCAAGUUGGGACUGAUUUCAUUAGCAACCAUCUCAUUCAUCAAAUUGACUUUGCCAGCAUCCAUGUAUAUGCUGAUCAAUGGGUUCCUGGGCGAAGUGCGGAUGAUCAAAUGGCAUUCAUAGAUAAGUGGAUGAGCAGCCAUUCCCAAGACGCGAAGAACAUUCUCAAUAAACCCUUGGUCAUGGCUGAGUUCGGCAAGUCCAGCCGGAACGGAGGAUUCAACAUCGCCGUCCGGGAUUCCUUCUUGACAAAAGUUUACGGAGAAACUUACAGCCUCGCCAAAGACGGCGGCGCAAUGGCCGGCUGCAUGGUGUGGCAGCUCAUGGCCCAAGGAAUGGGCGGAUGGGAUGACGGCUACUCCAUCGUCCUUCCGGAAAACCCUUCCACCGCCGCCGUCAUUUCCGGCCAGUCACAUGCCAUGGCGGAGCUUGCCCACUCUAUAACCUACCCAGAGUCGCCGGAAAAGGCCGAUAGCUGGGUUACGAGAAACAAGGACCGUUUCGAGCUUGACGGGUCGCCGUUCCUAUUUAACGGUUUCAAUUCCUACUGGUUGAUGCAUGUUUCCAGUGACGUUGACCAACGGUCAAAAGUGACGGAAGUUCUUGAGGCCGCUUCGGCUGUUGGGCUUUCCGUUUGCCGAAGUUGGGCUUUCAGUGACGGAAGCCAAUACAACGCCUUGCAAACUUCUCCGGGCGUUUAUGACGAGCAUGUCUUCCGAGGACUUGAUUUUGCGAUUUCGGAAGCAAGGAAAUAUGGGGUCCGUUUGAUUUUGAGCUUUGUGAAUAAUUGGUACGACUUUGGAGGGAAAGCACAAUAUGCAAACUGGGCAAGAGAUUCAGGUGUACAAGUUGAUAGUGAAGACUCCUUUUACACACAUCCAGUUCUUAUCGGCUACUUCAAGAACCAUAUCAAGAAAAUUGUAACAAGAAUCAAUACGAUCACUGGAGUAGCUUAUAAGGAUGAUCCAACCAUCAUGGCAUGGGAACUCAUGAACGAACCUCGUUGCCAAGAAGAUUACUCUGGGAAAACCGUAAAUGGUUGGGUUCAAGAGGUAGCAAGUUAUGUGAAAUCACUAGACAAGAAUCAUUUGUUGGAGAUAGGAAUGGAGGGCUUUUAUGGAGACUCAGUGCCUGAAAGAGAGAAGUUUAACCCUGGUUAUCAAGUUGGGACUGAUUUUAUAAGCAACCAUCUUGUUGAUGAAAUUGACUUCGCCACCAUCCAUGCAUACACAGAUCAAUGGGAGUCUGGAGAAACUGAUGACGAGCAAAUGGAGUUCUUGGAUAAGUGGAUGAAGAGCCACUGGGAAGACGCGAAGACGGUACUGAAGAAGCCAUUGGUGUUCGCUGAAUUCGGCAAGUCGAGCCGAGAUGGAGGGUUCAGCAUCGAGGGGCGCAACUCUUUCCUCAGCAAGGUUUACGAAAACACAUGUGAGCUCGCCAAGGACGGAGGGACCAUGGCGGGGAGCAUGGUGUGGCAGCUUAUGGCACAUGACAUGGAUGCAUGGGAUGAUGGGUAUUCCAUUGUCUUACCCCAAAACCCAUCCACUGCCAGUGUCAUUUCCAAGCAGUCGAAGGCUAUGAAGGAUUUAGCUGGUGAACUGGGUGACUGCCAAUAUGAUUCAAUCUAGCAGUCUCAUAGAAAAAUUUGGCUGGGUUUAAUUCUUUGAGGACAUUAGUCCAAUAUUCCAAUUGUAUUGCCUAUAAUAACUCUAUACUCAAACUUAAAUAAGCAAUAAAACAAUGUAUAAUCAAUAUA